This is a messenger RNA of Xiphias gladius (swordfish), 3979 nucleotides long. RefSeq names its product serine/threonine-protein kinase pim-3-like. Gene Ontology annotation, molecular function: protein serine/threonine kinase activity; ATP binding. The record is from RefSeq and is a predicted model, not a curated record. Lineage: Eukaryota; Metazoa; Chordata; Actinopteri; Istiophoriformes; Xiphiidae. Bases 340 to 1338 code for a protein of 332 amino acids. The transcript has 6 exons. Gene Ontology annotation, cellular component: cytoplasm. Gene Ontology annotation, biological process: protein autophosphorylation; negative regulation of apoptotic process; regulation of mitotic cell cycle.
CGGUGUGAGCGCGAAGCGGCGGGUUUGCGUGGCGCUAGUCGGCGUUCAGCGGAGGACAGGCGGAAGGAUAUAUGAGAGCUUUGUAAAUAUCGGCGGCGGCGGAGGCGAAGCGGCAGAGUGGCGGGUUUCUACGGCGGCAGGAGUAGCUUUUUUUUUUUUUCCUCUCCCCCCUCCUGUUCUGUCAAAAAUGGCCGAAAUGUCGAUGGAUUUUAACCACGUUUCCGUCGUAUUUUGCCCGUGAGAAGGGCGUGUGAUCCCGCUGUUGUUGUUGUUGUUUUUUUAAGCGAAUAUUUUUCCAGGUGUGUUUUCGAUUUUCGGGGAGAAGAAGUCGGCAGCACUAUGCUGCUCUCUAAACUGGGCUCCUUGUCGCACAGCGUGGAUCUGCCGGCGAAGCUCCAGCUGCAGCAAGCCAAAGCGGAGAAGCAGCCGUUUGAGAAACUGUACCGGCUGGACUCGGUGCUCGGCAACGGAGGAUUCGGCACCGUCUACUCGGCAGUCCGCCUGGCCGACGGCCUGCCGGUGGCGGUAAAGCAUGUGUGCAGGGACAGAGUGACUGACUGGGGCACUCUGUGCGGCGCAGUGGUACCUCUGGAGAUCGUGCUGUUGAAGAAGGUGGGCGGGGCGUUCGGCGGUGUGGUGCGGCUGUUGGACUGGUGGGAGCAGGCAGACGGCUGGUUGAUGGUGAUGGAGCGUCCCGAGCUGGCUCAGGACCUGUUUGAUUACAUCACGGAGCGCGGCGCGCUGGACGAGGCGGCGGCACGCGGCUUCUUCCUGCAGGUGCUGGAGGCGGUGCGUCACUGCUACACCUGCAACGUCGUCCACCGAGACAUCAAGGACGAGAACCUGCUGGUGGACCUGAGGACCGGACAGAUCAAACUGAUCGACUUCGGCUCAGGGGCCCUCCUCAAAGACACUGCCUACACGGACUUCGAUGGUACGCGGGUGUACAGUCCUCCAGAGUGGAUCCGGUUCCGUCGGUACCACGGUCGCUCGGCCACUGUCUGGUCGCUCGGUGUGCUGCUGUACGACAUGGUGUGCGGGGACAUCCCCUUCGAACAGGAUGAGGAGAUCCUGAGAGGACAGAUCUACUUCAGACGCAAAAUCUCCACAGAGUGCCAGCAGCUGAUUGGCUGGUGUCUGAGCCAGCAGCCGUCUAACCGGCCGACCCUGGAGCAGAUCCUCCUCCACCCCUGGGUGACCGGCAGCGACAGUCAGCAGACAGACGAUGGCAGCAUCACGCUUCACGCCAUUACAGCUGACGACUCCUCUUCCUCCUCCUCUUCCUCCUCCUCCACCUCCUCCUCCUCAUCUUCCUCCUCAAACCAGCAGAGCCUCUGAUUUUCCGCAUGAUCAUGGGGUUGUAGCUCCAAGGAAGUGUUUUCUGGUGACGGAGCAAGUUGUGGUCACAGUUACAGGAUGCAGUUGAUUCUGUGUGCCCCCCCCCCCACACACACACACACACAGACACACACACAGACAGACUAUGGAGCAGCUCUUAUAGAUCCUCAACACCUGUUUUCCAUCCAGUGUUGCUGUUUGAGUGCCUUGACUUUAAAAGCUGCUGAGGGUGGAGUAACGCCGUGGUAAGGGGUGGAGGGUUCUUCAGAUGUUCCACAGAAUCCUCGUGGUUCAAAAUAUAAAUGUACUCAUUGGCUGAGUUCAGCUCCAUAGCAACCAUGUGGGGUCAGAUCAGUGCAGCAGAACAAAGGUGAACACCCCUGAAAUGUUACAAUCCUCUAUAGGGCUCCAACUACAUAUAUUCCACUAUAAAUGAACCUGUUCAUUAUUUUGUCCAUUGAUUGUUUGGUCUAUAAAAUGUCAGAAAACAGUGAAAAUGUUCAUCCCACUGCUUAGAGUCCAAGAUCAAGAGUCAAAAUCCCAAACUUAUUAGGGUUACGGUGAUUAUAGGACAGAGAAAAGCAUCGACUAAUUGUUUCAGCCCUAAUUGUCUGUGUUGCAUCUUAACUAUUCAACCCCAUCUCCCCCCAGAGCAGGAUCAACCAGCUUUGAGUGUGACAAGCUAUGGCGAGCAGCUGGUUAGCUUAGCUUAGCUUAGUUUAGCCCAAAGACUGGAAACGGGGAAAGGGCCUGGCUUUGACCGAAAGUAACAAAAUCCACUCAACAUCGCCUCUAAAGCUCACCAAUUAACACGUUACAUCUUGCUUGUUUAAAAUCUGCAAAAAACAAACUUUCAAAAUGACAGUUUGUAGUUUUACAGGGAGUUAUGUGUCGGACUAUUACUUGGCUCUGAGCCGUUACAAGGCAGGUUACAGGCCCUGAACAGGAAGUUGUGUGGCUCAUAACCUCCCGUAAAAAUGGCAGAGAGUUGCUUUUAUGGUUUUAUGGGCUAAGCAAACAAGAUACCAUGUGUUAAUCAGUGAGCUUUAGAGGAACUCGUAGACAGAUUUUGUUACCUUGAGACCGAGGCGGGCUAGCUGUUUCCAGUCUUCGUGCUAAGCUAACCAGCUGCUGCUGGUAGCGUCACACUUGGCGUACAGGCGGGAGUGCGGCAUCAGUUUUCUCUUUCAAGAAAGCGAAUAAGUACAUUUCCCCAAAUCUCUUAACUUUUUCAUAAGUUUUCAAAGAACAUUUUCCGUCCACUCGCAAAACGCACCCCACACACCUUGUAAUGUGAGCACUGAGGCGGCGAAGGAUCCUCACCUGCUGAUGUGGUGGAAUACUUGAAAACACAACACUUAUUAUCUCACACACACACACACACACACACGCUCCUCUAGACGGCUGAGACUGGUUCGGGACACCACAACUGAGUCUCAGUUCUGAUACCAAAACGUGGCUUUUUAAUACUUUUAUUUCCUUCAUGUCACAUUUUUCUCAACCUUCAGUUUUCACUCUUGUCUGAACACAAACAGGCGAGAACUCUUCCUGACUGAAAUCCAGGCUAAAAUGGACACAAUUAUGAUUUGUCCGACAUUUUCAGAUUUAAUAAGUAGUAAAUCUGACCCAGCCUUCACUGUGGACUUUAAGAAGUGACAGUGCCGACAUCCUGCCGCUCCUCAGUUUAGCUUCAAACUCGAAAAGGAGGCAUAACUUCAUCUCUAGUUGGUGGUUUUGUCAUUUAUUUUCUCAGUUUCCUCGGGUUCGGUAUUUGAAAUUUUUUGGAUGGUGGUGUCAGUACGAUACAUUUCGAUGUUGACACCACAACAGUUUUUCUAUGAAACAGUUUUUGUUUUUUGCAUUAGUUCUGAAAAACGUUCUGAGGUUCCAUGGUCAGUACCGUCUUUUUUUUUUUUUCUCAUUCAUUUUUAAUGUCUCCCUCUCACAGGAAAUGCUCGCACUCAGCUGUAUCCUCAGUUUGUCUGAAAUUUUGUUUGCAAACAUUAUUUUCUCCAUCUUCUCUUUUAACCCUCAAUCUUGGGGUGUAAAAUGCACAAUCAAUGCAAAUACUCUGUUUUGUAUUUUGAAUAUACUGUAUAAUUUUGUGUUUUAUAUGCAUAUUUUGUACAUGGAGCGUGUUUUUAUUUAUUUACUGAGACAUUCCUCAUCCUGUGUUUAUUUAUCUUCUGUUGAACCUUUUAUUAAAUUUUUCUCAUAUAUAUAAAUAUAUAUAUAUAUUUUUUUUUUUCUUUUUUUCCUGUGAGCUAAGACAAGGACAAAGUCAGGUUCAGGUUUUGAGUUUUCUCACAUCAGGUUUAAGUUUUAACUAAUUUCUCAAAUUCUCAUUGCAUGUGUUAGUUUUUUUUUACAUGUUUUGAAUGUAAAGUUCUGACAGGAAAAAGUAUUUUUUCAUGGAAAUUUUUCAAAUUAAACCUUUUGUAUAUAAACUUAUUUUCUGUGUGACGUGUUGGCUCUUUUCAGACUAACUUUUCGUUGUACCAACCACAUUACCUAAAAAAAAUAACCUCAGAUUUACAUCGGUGUCUUAAUUAAUGUCGAAUCUCCUUGAGGGAGUCUCUGAUACAAGAGGGAAACAUUAUAUUUACAUUAUUUUAAGACCUUAAUGUUGUCAUUGUAAUAA